AUGGAGGGUCCUACUCCUGUAUCAGCUUUAUUACAUGCUGCUACAAUGGUUUGUGCUGGAGUAUUUGUAUUAGUAAGAUCUAAUUUUAUAUUAGAAUAUACCCCAUCUAUAUUAUUAGGAAUAUUAUGA
Messenger RNA from Priceomyces carsonii, 129 nucleotides. RefSeq lists its product as uncharacterized. Lineage: Eukaryota; Fungi; Ascomycota; Pichiomycetes; Serinales; Debaryomycetaceae. Gene Ontology annotation, biological process: electron transport coupled proton transport; ATP synthesis coupled electron transport. The transcript has a single exon. Gene Ontology annotation, molecular function: NADH dehydrogenase (ubiquinone) activity. Bases 1 to 129 code for a protein of 42 amino acids. The record is from RefSeq and is a predicted model, not a curated record.